AUGGCAGCCAAUUGGCCGAGUUCAGGCGCUGACCCUCCCAACUUGAAAGAGCAUGUUACCUUUCUACACGAGGCAUGCACCCAACUGCAGGCGGUCCAAGGCUGUUAUACCGCGAUACCAACAGCUGUUAUCGGCCCCAUCAUUGACUCUACCGUAAACCUCUUGUCCAAGGUUACCUGCCACCUCGAUGAACAGCCGGAGACACAGACUGCCACCCAAACCCAUCACCUCUUCAAAGAGCAACGCGGCGCUCAACUCAAGGACCACGAAGCCAUCAAAACCGCCUCCGAGGCUGCCACCGCCUCCAGCUGGGUCACAACACCAGCUGGAACUCGCGUCGCCUCAUGCGCACAAAUGGCAGCGACAGCUGGACUGACGCCUGACGACCUGACGCCACAACGUCCUGUCCUCUCAUCGAGCCCUUCCUCGACCCCGAUAGUUGACAAAGGAAAUCAGGUCAUCGUGAAACUCUAUGACGUUGGGCUAGCCCAACGCCUUCGAGAGUACUCCGCCACCCAGCUCAAGGACGGGUUGAACGACCUUCUCCAAGAAGACCCCAAAGAGAAGAAUGUCAAGAUCGUGGCAGCACACCAACUGAGGAGCGGAGACAUUGAAGUCAUCGCAGAUUCACUCAGCACGGCUGUUGAACUACAGACACACGUAGGAUGGGUGAAGGGAAUCGGGCCACGGGCAGAGGUUGUACAAACAGGAUACGGCGUCAUCGUACCCGGGAUACCCGUCAAUACAGUCAACAUUCAAGACCAGCAGGGAAUGAUCCAGAGAGUCCUAGCAGAGAACUAUUCAGUGAUCCCUGAUGCCCAUAUCUUGAACGUGGCCUUGUUCAGGAAAGAUGUAAUUGGGCGAUGGACCUCCCUGGUGGUCAAAUUCUCCCACCCCGAGAUGGCCAACGCAAUCAUUCAUGCAGGCUUUCUCUGGGGAGGGACAGUUUAUCCUUGCGGACUCUACGAUCGCUCAUGCAGGAUCCAACAAUGCCUUCGAUGCUAUUGUUACGGCCACAUCGCUGCUCAGUGCGAUGGUCCUCAGACCUGUGGUCAUUGUGCGGGAGGCCAUGAAUCCAACGAAUGUACAGCCAAGAACAUCCCCGGAUUCACGCCCCUAUGCACAAUCUGCAAAGGAUCCCACGAGGCGUGGAGCCGCGACUGCUCAGAGAGACAGAAAGAAAUUCGAAGGGUGACGAUAGCCAAGCUGACAAGAAGCCACUACUGGCCGACACCAGCGUAUCAAGCUAAUGCAGCGUCGAGGCCCAGCACCCAGAUAGGACCUGGACCAACAAGUAGCACAAGCGAACCGACACAGCCGAGCGAAGAUGGGAGUUCUCCCUACCAACCGGACGUUGACUCAAAGACCUUGAGGGCGAGACUACAAGCAGGAAUCAUCUCGCCUCCAUUCAUACCACAGACACAGCCUGGCUCCGUACAGCCCAUGUCGUACCCCCAAUGGACUGCAACUUGGCCGACGCUACCAGUAGUACCAACCCUGGACACCUUCACCCCGAUAGCUCCUGGAGCAACCAUGAUGGCACCAGAAAUGGAACGUGAAGAUGACUUCGAUACAGAUAAGUGGCAGCACCACCUUGAUCUAAGUUGGAUGGACGCAGUUACCGAAGAAGAACACCCGCCUAGUCUCUGA
Molecule: messenger RNA, 1650 nt
Organism: Fonsecaea erecta
Lineage: Eukaryota; Fungi; Ascomycota; Eurotiomycetes; Chaetothyriales; Herpotrichiellaceae
Exons: 1
Coding region: 1-1650 (549 amino acids)
Source: RefSeq, a predicted model, not a curated record